This is a messenger RNA of Corapipo altera (White-ruffed manakin), 665 nucleotides long. RefSeq names its product YJU2 splicing factor homolog. Gene Ontology annotation, cellular component: U2-type catalytic step 1 spliceosome. The transcript has 5 exons. The coding region runs from base 41 to 631 and encodes 196 amino acids. Gene Ontology annotation, biological process: mRNA splicing, via spliceosome. NCBI's taxonomy places the organism in Eukaryota, Metazoa, Chordata, Aves, Passeriformes, Pipridae. The record is from RefSeq and is a predicted model, not a curated record.
AGCGACAGCAGCGACAGCAGCGACAGCAGCGACAGCAGCGAUGUCGGAACGGAAAGUGUUGAACAAAUAUUACCCCCCGGACUUCGACCCAGCGAAGAUCCCGAAGCUCAAACUCCCCAAGGACCGUCAGUACGUGGUGAGGCUGAUGGCCCCCUUCAACAUGAGGUGCAAGACCUGUGGGGAGUACAUCUACAAGGGGAAGAAGUUCAACGCCCGGAAGGAGACGGUGCAGAACGAGGUGUACCUGGGGCUGCCCAUCUUCCGCUUCUACAUCAAGUGCACCCGCUGCCUGGCUGAGAUCACCUUCAAGACAGACCCCGAGAACACGGAUUACACCAUGGAACACGGAGCCACUCGCAACUUCCAGGCAGAGAAGCUGCUGGAGGAAGAGGAGAAGAGGCUGCAGAAGGAGAGGGAGGAGGAAGAGCUCAACAACCCCAUGAAGGUCCUGGAGAACAGAACCAAAGACUCCAAGCUGGAGAUGGAGGUUCUGGAGAACCUGCAGGAGCUGAAGGAGCUCAACCAGCGCCAGGCCAACGUGGACUUCGAGGCCAUGCUGAAGCAGUACAAGGAGUAUGAGGAGGAGCAGAGAAGGAGGGAGCAGGAGGAGGAUGAGCAGGAGAUGAAGUGAGUGGGUUGGGAAUUCUGGGAGUGGGAUCAGCCAG